This is a messenger RNA of Medicago truncatula (barrel medic), 1167 nucleotides long. Its product is annotated as putative disease resistance protein At1g63350. Lineage: Eukaryota; Viridiplantae; Streptophyta; Magnoliopsida; Fabales; Fabaceae. The coding region runs from base 1 to 1167 and encodes 388 amino acids. The transcript has 2 exons. The record is from RefSeq and is a predicted model, not a curated record.
AUGCAUGAUGUUGUACGUGAUGUAGCUAAAUUAAUUGCGUCUAGGUUUCAUCGUACUUAUUCUGUGAAAAGGUACUCCGAAGUCAAACAAUGGCCAACGAUAGAUCAGCUUCAAAAGUUCCAUCAAAUCAUUUUGCCUUGGUCUUAUAUUAAUGAGCUUCCUGAGAAGUUGGAGUGCCCAGAGUUGAGGCUACUUCUACUUCAUAAUAUAGGCGACAAUUUGAAAGUCUCUGAUGAGUUUUUCUCUGGGAUGAGAGAAGUAAAAGUUCUAGAUUUGUAUGGAAUGAUGUUAACCCCUUCCCCACCUCCAUCUCUCUCUUUCUUGACAAACCUUCAAACAUUGACUCUGGGGGGAUGUGAGUUAGAAGACAUAUCAAUAGUUUUGGAACUGAAAAGUUUAGAGAUUCUCAGCCUUGAAAGAUCUGACAUUAUAGAGCUCCCAGAAGAAAUAGGACAACUAACCAAUCUUCGAAUGCUGAAUUUAACCAACUGCUCUAGGUUGAGAUUCAUUCCUGCAAAUCUUAUUUCAAGCUUAACAUGCUUAGAAGAGUUGUACAUGGGAAAUUGCUUUAUCCAAUGGGAUGUCAAGAGAAGCAAAGACCAAAGCAACAGUGCAAGUCUGGAAGAGCUAGGUAAUCUGUCACAUCUAACAACUUUGGACAUCAUGAUUCAAGAUUCUUCAGUUUGGCCAAUGGAGUUGCAAGUCUUUGCAAAGCUUGAGAGAUACAAUAUAUUUAUUGGUGAUGUAUGGAAAUGGUCUUUGGAAUGGGCUGGAGGUGCUUCUGAAUCUUCAAGAACACUUAAGCUGGCAGAGAGUAAGAGUACAAGCAUUCUUUCAGAUUAUGGAUUUAACUUAUUGUUGAAUUCAGCGGAGGAUUUGUGCGUAGCUCAAUUACAACGUGCUAGAGGUGUCCUUUACGAGUUGAACAUGGAAGGUUUUCCACAAUUAAAGCAUUUGUGCAUCGAAGACAGUUCUGAACUGGAGUGCAUUGUUAAUUCAAUAGGUUGCUUUUAUCCCUAUCCCGCCUUCCCCAACUUAGAGACUUUAGCUCUUCAAAAUCUGUUUAAUCUGGAAGAAAUAUGUCAUGGACCAAUUCCAAUUCAAUCCUUUUCCAAGCUGAAAUUUAUUCAAAAAUCAUAUCUGAGCAAACAUCUGAGGAUGAUAUAG